AUAUAUAAGUUUCUUAUUGUUACCUUUUAAGUCUCUUCAUAACUUAGCCCCAUCUCCUAACUGAUUUAGUAACCUAUUAUGAUGUCAGCCCCUGCCUUUACUCUGCAAGUGUUCCCAUCCCUUAUCACCAGCCAAUCAGCUGCUUGCUUAAACACCUCUAUGCUUGCUGCCAUGCUGCCCCUUAUGCUUAAGGAAAACUCCCUGAUGAAUAUCUGAAGAGCCACUAUUUUAUCCUUCAUAUCCUUCUUUAAGGCUGGUCUCUGCUGUGAUGCUUACUAAUCUCAUCUUGCUAAUCAUGGCUAAGCAGAUGAUCAGCUGAGACUAAUUUCUUUUCUUUCCUUUCUCUACUCCUUUACUUCCUAUCUUUACCCUCAAAAAAUAAAGUAAAAACCAACUGCAAUCCAUGUAACUAGCAAAGUUGUGACAGCAUAUUCAUUGCUCAUUUGUUGUAUCCACCCCUGCCCUUUUGUUUGUGUCUUUAAGUUGUAAACCUUCGAGAGCAGGUAUUCUCUUUUUUGUUUCUAUUUCUGUAUAAUGCCCAGUACUAUUGGGCUUCAGUCCUGAAUGAGGUCUUUGGGUUCUACCGUCAUAUAAGUAACUAAUCAUCAUUGCCAUUGGUUACAAAGUCUGAUUGUAAGAAGAGAUUGUCACCUCUUAUUUAGUUUACUUUUAUUUCUCCACAUAUGGAAAAAAUAAUAUUUUAUUUUCCAGGUCAUCGCUUUGAUCCUUCUUGCCUCUUGGAAGGUGACAUGCAAAUGCAGUUGGAUGACUGAUGACAGAAACUUGAAUCAAAAUGCCUAAUUUCGAACAUCCAGAGUAUCCCGAAGCUACCUUGCUUCACCUGGAAAGUAUGGUGCCCUGUCGAGAAUCCCAAGUGUCAUCACUGUUGUCAAUAUUUGGAGAGCGUCAACAUUUUAGCUUCCCAUCCAUCUUUAUCUAUGGACAUACCUCUAGUGGCAAGACCUAUGUGAUGCAAACUCUUCUGGAAACAUUAGAGCUUCCUCAUGUGUUUGUGAACUGUGUUGAAUGCUUUACUUCAAGGCUGCUUUUAGAGGAAAUUUUGACCCAGUUGCAGAGCCUUUCAUCUGAAAAUAAACACGGUUCUCAUGUGCCCUGUGACACGUUUAAUGACUUUGUACGUCUGUUUAAGCAAGAAAUUAUUACUCAAGAUCUACAGAAUCAAACAGUAUAUAUUGUCCUGGAUAAAGCAGAGCAGCUGAGGGAAAUGGAGGCAAAUAUGUUGCCAGGGUUUCUUAGACUACAAGAAAUGACAGACAGAAAUGUCACUGUUAUUUUCCUUAGUGAAAUUGUGUGGGAACUGUUUCGUCCAAACACUGGAUGCUUGGAGCCAUUCACCUUGUAUUUUCCUGACUACAGCAUAGGAAAUCUACAAAAGAUUCUGUCCCAUUAUCAUCCUCCAGAAUAUUCUGCUGAUUUCUAUGCUGCGUACAUUAAUAUUCUUCUUGGUGUCUUCUACACAGUCUGCAGGGACUUGAAAGAGCUUCGACAUCUGGCUGCACUAAAUUUUACUAAAUAUUGUGAACCUGUAGUCAGAGGAGAAGCAAAUGAACGUGACACACGUCGACUCUGGAAAAAUAUUGAAUCUCAUUUGAAGAAAGCAAUGCAGACUGUUUAUCUCCGGGAAAUAUCCAGCUCACAGUGGGAGAGAAUACAGCAGGAUGAUGGAGAAUCUGGGCACUUGAAAGGACUUUCUGCACAUGCUCACGUAGAACUUCCUUAUUACUCCAAAUUCCUUCUAAUAGCUGCUUACCUUGCCUCCUACAAUCCUGCCAGGACAGAUAAGAGGUUCUUCCUUAAGCAUCAUGGGAAAAUCAAGAAGACAAACUUUCUGAAAAAACAUGAAAAGACCAGCAAUCACCUCCUUGGACCAAAGCCAUUCCCCCUGGACAGAUUGUUAGCAAUAUUAUACAGUAUUGUGGACAACAAAGUUGCUCCAACUGCAAAUAUAUUUUCCCAGAUCACCUCUCUUGUGACACUCCAGCUUUUAACCUUGGUUGGCCAUGAUGACCAGCUUGAUGGACCGAAGUACAAAUGUACUGUCUCUCUAGACUUCAUCAGGGCUAUUGCAAGGACCGUGAACUUCGACAUAAUAAAGUACUUGUACGAUUUCUUGUGAAAACAAGCCUCACAGCCAUAUGGACACUGUGACAAUGACUAAAGCAAGCUGUGUUCCUCUAUCUACUUAGCUGGCCAGGCAGAGGAGCAUUUUGGCUCUACUGGAUUUGUCCAAACAGGUGCUGGCCCAGCAUGCAAUCUGAUGAAAAUAUUCUGAUUGGUCUGGGUGGAUCUGAGCAGAGGACUAUUUACCGGGGACCCUGGAGUAUUUGGAAGCAAUGUGUUAAUUAUAAACAGCAGGAUUUGAGCACAAUCUGUUCUACUCUUAAUGAUGUUAUCUUAACACUGAAAUUGCCUGAAACCCAUUUACUUAGGACUACAUUCUGCUCUAUGAACUAUCCCCUGUGCUUUGAACAUGGCAGCAGCCCUUGUUUGUAUGCCCAGGCUUUUCACGUCCUCUCCGCAGGAAUCUUUGCAAUUGCCUGCCAAAGCAGCUUUUCCUAAAGCCACCAUUUUAAGAGAGUGGAGCAGCAAAAUAUAAUAAACGUAAGUGCAUGUUUAAAAUCAA
Terrapene triunguis (Three-toed box turtle) is the source of this 2644-nucleotide messenger RNA. RefSeq names its product origin recognition complex subunit 5 (gene ORC5). The coding region runs from base 794 to 2137 and encodes 447 amino acids. Gene Ontology annotation, cellular component: nuclear origin of replication recognition complex; nucleus. Gene Ontology annotation, biological process: DNA replication; DNA replication initiation. NCBI's taxonomy places the organism in Eukaryota, Metazoa, Chordata, Testudines, Emydidae. The transcript is spliced from 14 exons. Gene Ontology annotation, molecular function: DNA replication origin binding. The record is from RefSeq and is a predicted model, not a curated record.